AUGGCUUGCGACCCAGACGACCUGUCUCCGAACCCACUGUUUGUUUGGUUGAAGCUCACUUGUGAAGCAGCACCAUAUGGCGAUCUCUUCCGUCUUCUUCAUUGCACGCUUCCCUUCGAAUCUUGGCCGUGGCAAGCAAUGCGCCGUGCAUACGCUAGUUGGUUGACUGCAUCAGGCUCGCCCCGUGAUGCUUUGGAAGCUGGGUCCUGCGGCAUCGUGGGCUCGGGUGUCGUAUAUGGCAACGUUCUCAUACCUCGGGCUAAUGAGCGUUACACGGCGACAACAUCAUGCAUGCUUACCGGUGGCAUUUGUCACGGCCUUGGUUGUUCUAUCUCGCUGAUCAACAGCUUGCACCCCUUCACAUCCGCUAGUGGUGACCCAGGACUAUCUCUCAGCCAGAAAGCUAUGGCCUUGGAGUCUAUCAAAGAGACUAUCGGUGCCUGGGAAGUUGUCCUUGUUGCUCGGUUUCGGGACGUGACGCGCCCUGAUGCAAGCUCUUUACGCGCUUACCCUGGACGCGUCAUGCGAGUAUAG
Molecule: messenger RNA, 534 nt
Organism: Cordyceps militaris CM01
Lineage: Eukaryota; Fungi; Ascomycota; Sordariomycetes; Hypocreales; Cordycipitaceae
Exons: 7
Coding region: 1-534 (177 amino acids)
Source: RefSeq, a predicted model, not a curated record